AUGGGAAAAGGAUUGAGAUCUAAAAUUAAGAGAAGAUUCAGAACAGUCAAAAGAGUUCAUGUUCAUGAAACGAUAGAAAAACCAAUGAUUGAAAAGCUUAACAAAAGAGUAAAGGACAUGUUACAAAAUAAAAAUACAUAUAAGGAGUUCAUUAAGCCACCAAAUAUGUUUUUACAUCCAGAUGACGAAAAUGCAGUUAUACCUCAACACAAAAUUGUAAAAAGUAUCGACUUUAGAUCGGAAGCAUUACCAUUAUCAGGGUUUGCAGUGAGUGGAAAUAGAAGGAAAUAUGAUUUGGAAGAAAAAAUGGAAAUACAAAAUCAGUAUGGAAGCAGUUUAGGUUUAUAUGAUAAUGCAGGAAUUAGCAAAUUAAUUGAAGAUAUGCAUAAGAGAUCGAAAGAAGUUAUGAAAACCCUCCAAACAAAUAAUAUAGAAUAG
Molecule: messenger RNA, 438 nt
Organism: Plasmodium vinckei vinckei
Lineage: Eukaryota; Apicomplexa; Aconoidasida; Haemosporida; Plasmodiidae
Product: conserved protein, unknown function
Exons: 5
Coding region: 1-438 (145 amino acids)
Source: RefSeq, a predicted model, not a curated record